Messenger RNA from Monoraphidium neglectum, 375 nucleotides. RefSeq lists its product as hypothetical. The record is from RefSeq and is a predicted model, not a curated record. NCBI's taxonomy places the organism in Eukaryota, Viridiplantae, Chlorophyta, Chlorophyceae, Sphaeropleales, Selenastraceae. The annotation marks the transcript as partial. The transcript has a single exon.
GACGCCUGGCGCCAACACGACGACGCCGCCCACGCCGCCCGCGCCGCCCACGCGCCCCCGCCGCCGCCGCCGGCGCACGCCGCGGCCGCCGCGCGUGGGCAGCAGCAGCAGCAGCAGCAGCGCGGCGCGCACAGCGGCGGGGGGUCUGACCCUGAGGAGGCGGCUGACGUGUUGGUGGACGACAAUCUGGGGUUCUCUAAGGACCGCACCAUAUCGCGGCUGACUGAGAUGCAGAGCCUGGAGUACUUGGCGGCCCACGCGGCGCAGCACGAGCCGACGCUGCUGCUUGCGCUGCAGGAGGCGCUCGAGGGCAAGCGCGGCGCGGCCAAGGCGGCCGCGCCGGCGCCGGCGGCAGCAGCGGCCUCGGCGCUUUAG